AUGACUUUCUCAUCUGAGAUUCACACCUUCCACUCUGGUCGGCCACAGUCCGAGUCUUCGUCACGGUCAAACACAUUUGUAUCGGUUGACCCCAGUAACGCGAAGCCACUCGCAACUAUCUACACUACCACACCAGAGCAGCUUAACGAGACCGUCACAGCUGCUCAAAAGGCUUUCCCUGUCUGGUCUCAAACACCAGCACCUCAACGAGCUGCCAUUCUCCUCAAAGCUGCCAAUAUCCUCCGCGAGCGCAAUGACGACCUUGCGCUAACGGAAACCCUCGAUACCGGCAAGCCUUGGUCGGAAACUUCAGCUGUUGACGUUGCAACUGGUGCCGAUGUCCUAGAGUAUUACGCACACAUGGCUGCUGGCAGCUUCCCUGGCCAAAACACUCGGCUUCGUGCUGAUGCUUUUGUCCUUACCACCCACGAGCCCCUGGGUGUUUGUGCCGGCAUUGGCGCCUGGAACUAUCCUAUCCAAAUCGCUCUCUGGAAAUCGGCACCAUGCCUAGCAGCGGGCAAUUGUAUGGUGUAUAAGCCCAGUGAGGUUACGCCUUUACACGCCCAGACACUCGCUCAGAUUUAUAUUGAGGCAGGUGUGCCUCCUGGUGUCUUCAACGUUGUCUAUGGCGAUGGUAUUGCCGUGGGAGCUCCCCUCGUGGCUCACAGCGAUAUCGCCAAGGUCAGCUUCACCGGUCAAGUCAGUACAGGCAGCAAAGUCGCGAGCCAAGCAGUCAAGGAUAUGAAGGGUGUUACCAUGGAGCUUGGCGGUAAGAGCCCACUUGUCAUCCUCCCAGAUGCCGAUGUAGAUGAAGCAGCCGACACGGCUAUGGUUGCCAACUUCUUCUCCACGGGACAAGUGUGUACCAACGGAACCCGUGUAUUUGUCCCAGACACUCUACUGGAGCAGGUUGAGCAAGCGAUCUUGCAACGCUGCCGUGAAGGAAUUCGAAUGGGCAUGCCACAAAACAAGGAUACCAACUUCGGCCCAAUGGUAAGCGCCGCUCAGCAGGAGAAGGUGAAGAUGUACAUCGAACACGGCCGAACAGUGGACAAGGCGAAGGUGCUGUUUGAUGGAUCCCAGGAUACCAAGAUGGCCCAACCAACUGCCGAUGGCUUUUGGGUCCAUCCUGCUGUGUUCACUAACUGCACUGACGAUAUGCGUAUUGCAAGAGAAGAGAUCUUUGGCCCUGUCAUGUGUAUUAUGCCGUACAAAACUCAGGGACGCCCUCAACAGGAGUGGUUGUCGGAUCUUGUAGCCCGAGCCAAUGACACUCCCAUGGGACUCGCUGCAGGUGUUAUUUCAUCGGAUGUUGGACUCGCACAGGAAGUCGUUCAAAAACUGGACGCUGGCAUAACUUGGAUCAACACAUGGGGUGAGUCCCCAGCCGAAAUGCCGGUAGGAGGUUGGAAGAUGAGCGGCAUAGGCUUGGAGAAUGGCCACGAGGGCAUAUCGGCAUAUAUGAGGACAAAAAGCACGCUGGUUCAAUUAGGCAAGGGAGCUU
Molecule: messenger RNA, 1504 nt
Organism: Fusarium sp. VM40
Lineage: Eukaryota; Fungi; Ascomycota; Sordariomycetes; Hypocreales; Nectriaceae
Source: the annotation of a GenBank genome assembly